GAUUAAAUAAUUCGGGUAAAUUCGGAUAACUAGAAAAUAUUUAAGGUCACUACUUGCUCGCUUUAAAUAGCUUGUUCAAGUUAAAUCUUAUUCUGUGCGGUGUGCGCACAUCGAGAAGGAUUAUUAAAUGAUAAAAUAUGAGUGUUGCUUGAAAAAAAAUAAUUAAAUCGUAAUCAAUGUAAUGAAGUGUUGACCUUUUUCCCUGGUCUAUCAUAUAUUGUGACAUAUUGUGAUACUUAUUGGUGAUUAUUAUCGUGUGAGUUAAGCUGAUCGUCGUCUCAUUUGAAAAAUAGAUACAGAGAAACUUGAAACCAUUAUUCGAAGCUAAAUAACAUACAUUGCAUAAUAUAAUAAUGUCCUCGACGUUGUAUGUAUUCUAGAAUAUAAAAGAAUUAUUUUUAGAAGACAUUGAAAAAAUGAAAAUUAGAUGAAAAAGAUAUUUAAAUUAUUACAUCUCGAUGUGUGUUAUAUUUAAUUUUUAUCCGAGUUCUUCAUUGUAACACUAUCAUCUGUAAUAGUCGGACGUGUAUUUAAACAGAAGAGGGAACUCGUACGAUAUUGUUCCUUUGAAAAAAUCUUGAUUUCCUCUUACUUAUUUAUUUUUACUUUUUUUGUUUCGUUUUUUCUUUUGUUUGUUUUUCUUUUUUUAUUAUUUUUUUAUUUUUUAUUUUUUAUUUUGUAAUAAUCCAUUAUCAUGGUUGAAAAUAUCGUCGCUUUAGCUGUAUCCACGUGUUACAUUAUAUUGACGAGUUUAAUCGCAUAUUGGAUGAGAAGAUAUGUCAAUUAUUACAUAAAGGAACCUUUGAUACAAUCAUUGUUUCUCGAGGGAAUAGCAACAGCUGAAUUAUGCGGUGCCUGUUUUGAAUUGAUUAUAAUUGCAGAUAAUUGGGGAGUAUCCAUGUAUGCGAUAUAUUUAUUUGUUUUAACGAUUUGGUGGAGUUUAAAUUGGGGCGAUGCCAGUGCCUGUCCUUAUACGCAUAUCGAAGAAGCAGUCGAAGGAAAUAAAUCUUUACGCACAGCCUUUCUCUUGAUAUGGGCAGAACUUAUUGGUGGUCUCGUUGUAUUUAGAUAUAUACAAUUGUUAUGGGCAUUAGAGAUCGUACCUACUCAUAAAAAUAAAGCUUUUGAAGAUUGUACCACGGAUUUGCAGGUGCCUGUUAUAUUCGGUGCAUUUAUAGAAUGCAUAGCAACGUGUAUAUGCAGAAUAGUAUCUCGUGGAUUAAGCAACCUGAAUUCAAUCUUCGGUAUCAUUAUUGAUUCUUUCAUUGGAACUUCUUUAGUAGUCGCAGCAUUCAAUUAUUCCGGCGGUUACUUCAAUCCUGCUUUGGCUACAUCAUUGAAAUAUGGUUGUUUAGGAACUUCUUUUAUGGAACAUGUAAUCGUUUAUUGGGUAGGAGCUUGUGCAGGUUCUAUCGCCUCUGUGAGAAUAUAUAAUAUGCCUUUUAUCCAAAAUUUUAUAAAUCGAGGAAAGGAGAAAGCUUCUUAAGAAAAAUAUUCUCAAAGGAUUUAUCGAGCAUCGUUUCCUUUCUUCUAUUUUUUUUUUCUUUUUUUUUUAAUUCUUAAUUUUUAAUUUUGUGUUCAUUCGCGUUGAAUAUUACCUCAACAUUAAUAUUUCUCAACUUUUUCCCUGUAUAACGUUAAAGAUUAGAAGGAUUGAAAAAGUUAAGACAAGCGAACAUAAAAAGAAAAAACGCACAGAUUUUAUUAUUAAAAACGUAUCUAAUAUAUAAUGUAAUAAUAAUUAAUUUCGAGUGUACAAAUUAAAUUUCACAAAUCUUCAAUUUCACAAAUCCAUGCAGUUCGAAUUUAUCGAAUGAUGGAAAAAAUAAAAAUUCGAUUUUGUAAAUAUAUUGUGAAUAUAGUAAGUAAGAUAUACCCCAAGUAACAUAUACCCCGAACAGCUAGACACAAAAUAUUUUUUUUUUAAGCAAAGAGGUCAACAGGAAGGAAUAUAAACGCAACAAUCUUUGACUUAUAUAUAUAUAUAUAUAUGUAUAUAUAAUAUUGUCCAAUUAGAAUGCGAUUUAUUAC
Vespa crabro (European hornet) is the source of this 2031-nucleotide messenger RNA. It is a transcript of the gene AQP, whose product is annotated as aquaporin-11. The coding region runs from base 695 to 1486 and encodes 263 amino acids. Lineage: Eukaryota; Metazoa; Arthropoda; Insecta; Hymenoptera; Vespidae. Gene Ontology annotation, molecular function: channel activity. The transcript has 5 exons. The record is from RefSeq and is a predicted model, not a curated record. Gene Ontology annotation, cellular component: cytoplasm.